AUGUGCCACACCAGCUGCUCCGCGGGCUGCCAGGCUUCCUGCGGCUCCUCCGGCCCCGGCCAGGCGUCCUGCUGUGUGCCCGUGAGCUGCAAGCCCGUGUGCGUGCCCGUGAGCUGCAGACUCGCCGUGUGCGUGCCCGUGAGCUGCAGACCCGCCGUGUGCGUGCCCGUGAGCUGCAAGCCUGAGUGUGUGCCCUCCUGCCAGUCCUCCACGUGCGUGCCCGUGAGCUGCAGGCCCACGUGUGUGCCCUCCUGCCAGUCCUCCGUGUGCGUGCCCGUGAGCUGCAGGCCCGCGUGUGUGCCCUCCUGCCAGUCCUCCGUGUGCGUGCCCGUGAGCUGCAGACCCGCCGUGUGCGUGCCCGUGAGCUGCAAGCCCGAGUGUGUGCCCUCCUGCCGGCCCUCCUGCCCCGCCCUGGUCUGCAGACCCGUGUGCUGUAGCUCCCCGUGCCGCUCCUGA
Lynx canadensis (Canada lynx) is the source of this 456-nucleotide messenger RNA. Its product is annotated as keratin-associated protein 12-1-like. The coding region runs from base 1 to 456 and encodes 151 amino acids. The record is from RefSeq and is a predicted model, not a curated record. The transcript has 2 exons. NCBI's taxonomy places the organism in Eukaryota, Metazoa, Chordata, Mammalia, Carnivora, Felidae. Gene Ontology annotation, cellular component: keratin filament.